GGGCGCGGAGCCGGAAGUGUUGUGGCCGCCCCCGUCGCGCGUCGCGGAGGCACGUGUGGAGCCCCGGCGGCGGGAGCGUCGCAGGUCCUUGGCACUUGCCAGACAUUAGCACCAUGAGCUUCGUGGCAUACGAGGAGCUGAUCAAGGAGGGUGACACGGCCAUCCUGUCACUGGGCCAUGGUGCAAUGGUGGCAGUGCGUGUGCAGCGUGGGGCACAAACCCAGACCCGGCAUGGUGUCCUGCGGCACUCAGUUGACCUUAUCGGCCGCCCCUUCGGCUCCAAGGUGACGUGCGGCCGAGGUGGCUGGGUGUACGUACUGCACCCCACGCCGGAGCUCUGGACGCUGAACCUGCCGCACCGCACACAGAUCCUCUACUCCACAGACAUCGCCCUCAUCACCAUGAUGUUGGAGCUUCGGCCCGGCUCUGUGGUCUGUGAGUCUGGCACCGGCAGUGGCUCUGUGUCCCACGCCAUCAUCCGCACCAUUGCACCCACGGGCCACCUGCACACGGUGGAGUUCCACCAGCAGCGGGCAGAGAAGGCCCGGGAGGAGUUCCAGGAGCACCGUGUGGGCCGCUGGGUGACUGUGCGCACCCAGGAUGUGUGCCGCAGCGGCUUUGGCGUGAGCCACGUGGCCGACGCCGUCUUCCUGGACAUCCCGUCACCCUGGGAGGCUGUGGGCCACGCCUGGGAUGCCCUCAAGGUCGAAGGUGGGCGCUUCUGCUCCUUCUCGCCAUGCAUCGAGCAGGUGCAGCGCACGUGCCAGGCGCUGGCGGCACGUGGCUUCUCGGAGCUGAGCACCUUGGAGGUGCUGCCACAGGUCUACAACGUGCGCACUGUCAGCCUGCCACCACCCGACCUGGGCGCAGGCACAGAUGGCCCUGCCAGCCCUGACACUGGCCCCUUCCGCAGCGGCACGCCCAUGAAGGAGGCCGUGGGCCACACUGGCUACCUGACCUUCGCCACCAAGACCCCAGGCUAGGGCGCCGCCACCCAGGGCAUCAGGGAGCUGGGAGCACCGAAGGGCUGGGCAGGGAGGCCAGAGGCACCUUAUAUGGUCUGCAAUGCCUGACAGACACAGAUGGUGGGGCGGGGCUUGGGGGCCUCCUGGGUGGCCAGAGUGGGACGGCAGGAGGGGUGGCUAUGAUGGAGGAGGAGUGCUGGGGCUGGGCCUCAGCCAUUGCUGUCCAGUCCCGCGGCCCAUCCCAGCUGCUGUUUGUUGCCAAUAUGAAGUCUCCACUGUCACAGGCUCCCCUGGAUGUUGAGGCCAAAGGGUGCAGGUGGGGGAGUCUGACCCCCUCCCAGGUGGGCCUAAGCAGGAAGGGGGUGGGGGAGGGAGGGGGCAUUGUCCCCGAGGCCAUGCUGCAUCUGACUCCUGAGCCCCCACGGCCCUGGCUGCCCCACAGGGCCUGAGACCAUCUCGUGUUUCUCCAGUUCCCGGGCCGAGGCUCCAGCCUGGGCCAGAAGCUGGGGUGAGAUGACCCAGGAUCCCUGCCCUGCCCUCCCCAGUGCUAGGAGACCAGGCCAGCCCAGGAACCAGGGAGGUGACCCUGCUCUCUGGCCUUCAGGCUGAUGUUACAGCACUGGGCUCAGCCCAGGCCUGCGUCCACUCAAGUCCAAGAGGCGGGGCAGCCCCCACCCAGCCAGAGCCCCUUGACACAGGCCAGGCAGCGCUGCGGAGAGCAGCAGCAGAGCGGGUUGUUCGCCACAGGCGACCAGGCAGGCGUGUCGGGGCUAGGGUGUGAGUGCCAGCCUGUGAGUCCCGGAACUAUGUGGGCACCCCUACCCCUCACAGAAGCCAGGGGCAUGGAGGAGGCCCUCCCACGGGACAACAGUGUAGGGUCCAGGAGGUGUGUCCAGGACACCUUCCAGGGACAGUGCCUAUGUGAACACCUCUCAAAGGCUAAGGGGGCAUUUUCCAAAGCGGGGACAGAGGGUGGGACGCCCAGGCUGGGGGGCUGUCCUCGCCUGCCCUGGUGUGUGACAGCCUCAAGGGAGGACCGGUGCCUAUGUCAGCCAUGGGGUCCUUGGAGCUGCCACUGGUGCCUAGGGGGCCUGGGUUUCAGCCCAUGGAGUCAGCGGCUGUUGGGAGCCUCAGCGGCUGUAGGGGCCUUGAGUGCUGUGCUGGCAGGCGCCUGGCCCUGAGUGUCAGUGAUGAGCAAUAAACGUGCCGUCCCCUCAGUGCUGCAUGGUCCCUAGCGGCCAAGGCCACCCCCAACCGCUGUCCAGGCCGGCCCUGCCUGCGCUCUGCCCCGGUCCCUGCUCCUGCCUGUCCUGGUUUGGCAUGACGGGUGCUCCAGACUCCAGGACAAAGGGGCAGAUGUGUGGCCAUCCCCAUCUGGCUGCAGAAAAGCCCACUUGUCCCUGGGGUUGGGGUGGUCCAGGAGUGCUGGGCCUUCCUCCACAGCCCCGGGCUGGAAUAUUCAGUGUGGCUGCCUGGGUUACUUGCAUGAGCCCCUGAAGGAAGGGUCCACCCCAGGCCGCCUGGUCCCCACGAAGUGUCACACUGUGGGUCACUGGGGGCUGUGGCUUCUGUGGUCGGGGAAUCCUGUGUCCCUGAGAGUUGCUCAGCCCUGUUCUGAGGGCUUGUCCUCUCCCUCCAGGACACAAGCCUUCCCUCUAACCUUGUUCCUCACCUGGGGCACAGAGGAGGGGCCCCCGGUCAGGUUCAACAUGGAAGUGGGUGACCCUAAUGCCAGGAGCUUUGGGGUUAGGCUGUGCCUGGGGUGUCAUGAACUGGGUGGCUCACACCCCGAGGUCUCAGUUCCCCCAAGCCUGCCCUGCCCCUCCUGGCCACAGCAGAGGCCUGCAUGCUGCCUGACAGGUGAACACCAGGAGGUGUUUCUUUGAGGCGCAGCUCCUCGGCUUAUAGGACACGUAAGCCUCAGGCACUGUAGGGUCCAGGUUGUGCCCAUUUUCCAGCCAGGACUGGUAGCCCAUGUGGCGGCCCUGGGUGAGUCACCAGGAUCCGCACAUGGAGAGCGGAAUCCACCCUGAGUUGUCCCAGCCCACCCUUAGUUGUCACGUGGGACAGAGUCGCUGUCUCAAUCCUCUCGGCCCUGCUGCUCUGCCCUGCACACAGGCCCCCAUGACGACCUUGAGCCUCCAGGCAUCCACCGCCACCCACCAUAUAGCUGGGCCUCACCCCACUCCCUCAGCUUGGAUCCUCACCUGGCCUUGAGCCAGCCUUAAACUCCUGUAUGUCCUUCAA
This is a messenger RNA of Mandrillus leucophaeus (drill), 3212 nucleotides long. RefSeq names its product tRNA methyltransferase 61A (gene TRMT61A). The transcript is spliced from 4 exons. Bases 114 to 983 code for a protein of 289 amino acids. The record is from RefSeq and is a predicted model, not a curated record. Gene Ontology annotation, cellular component: nucleus; tRNA (m1A) methyltransferase complex. NCBI's taxonomy places the organism in Eukaryota, Metazoa, Chordata, Mammalia, Primates, Cercopithecidae. Gene Ontology annotation, biological process: tRNA methylation.